Messenger RNA from Octodon degus (degu), 1944 nucleotides. It is a transcript of the gene Lhx4, whose product is annotated as LIM homeobox 4. Gene Ontology annotation, molecular function: DNA-binding transcription factor activity, RNA polymerase II-specific; RNA polymerase II transcription regulatory region sequence-specific DNA binding. The record is from RefSeq and is a predicted model, not a curated record. The transcript is spliced from 6 exons. Gene Ontology annotation, biological process: regulation of transcription by RNA polymerase II; neuron differentiation. Gene Ontology annotation, cellular component: nucleus. Lineage: Eukaryota; Metazoa; Chordata; Mammalia; Rodentia; Octodontidae. Bases 231 to 1403 code for a protein of 390 amino acids.
GCACCAACCCCGGAGAGCGAGAUCAAAGGGAUUUGAAGCAGGCUGAGGGCUGGCGGGGGAGGGGCCGGCCAGCCUGUGGAGUCCUCCCGAGGAGGCGGAGGGCCCGGCUUCCAGUGUGACUUCGGCGGCCUGCUUGGGUUUUUUAUUAUUAUUUUCAAAUUUCUGAAUCCAGCUAGAGGGAGAGCGCGAGAGAUCUCCGUGGACUGCGACUCGCUGGCUCUUGCUCCAAGAUGAUGCAGAGCGCGGCUGUCCCCGCGGAGGGGGCUGUCAAGGGGCUCCCGGAGAUGAUCGGUGUGCCGAUGCAACAGAUCCCCCAGUGUGCUGGCUGCAACCAGCAUAUCCUGGACAAGUUCAUCCUGAAGGUCCUGGACAGACACUGGCACAGCUCCUGCCUCAAGUGUGCAGACUGCCAGAUGCAGCUGGCUGACAGGUGCUUCUCCAGAGCCGGGAGCGUCUACUGCAAAGAGGAUUUCUUCAAACGCUUUGGCACGAAAUGCACAGCCUGCCAGCAGGGCAUCCCCCCGACCCAGGUGGUCCGUAAGGCCCAGGACUUUGUCUACCACCUGCACUGCUUUGCCUGCAUCAUCUGCAACCGGCAGUUGGCCACGGGGGAUGAGUUCUACCUCAUGGAGGACGGGCGGCUAGUGUGCAAGGAAGACUAUGAGACAGCCAAGCAAAAUGAUGACUCUGAGGCAGGAGCAAAGCGGCCGCGGACCACCAUCACUGCGAAGCAGCUGGAGACGUUGAAGAACGCCUACAAGAACUCUCCCAAGCCUGCCCGGCAUGUAAGGGAGCAGCUCUCCUCUGAGACAGGCCUGGACAUGAGGGUUGUACAGGUUUGGUUUCAGAACAGAAGGGCCAAGGAGAAACGCUUGAAGAAGGAUGCGGGGCGGCAUCGCUGGGGGCAGUUCUAUAAAAGUGUCAAGAGGAGCCGUGGAGGCAGCAAGCAGGAGAAGGAGAGCUCGGCAGAGGACUGUGGGGUUAGUGACAGUGAGCUGAGCUUCCGAGAGGAUCAAAUUCUCUCAGAACUUGGCCACACCAAUAGGAUUUAUGGCAACGUGGGGGAUGUUACAGGCGGACAGUUAAUGAAUGGGAGCUUCUCCAUGGACGGGACAGGACAAUCCUAUCAGGACUUGAGGGAUGGGAGCCCCUACGGAAUCCCCCAGUCUCCAUCCUCUAUAUCAUCCCUGCCAUCCCACGCUCCUUUGCUGAAUGGGCUGGAUUACACAGUGGACAGUAAUUUGGGCAUCAUUGCACAUGCAGGGCAGGGAGUGAACCAGACACUGAGAGCCAUGGCUGGGGGACCCACCUCUGACAUCUCCACAGGAAGCAGUGUAGGCUAUCCCGACUUUCCAACUAGCCCAGCCUCCUGGCUCGAUGAAAUGGAUCAUCCUCCUUUUUAAACUUCUCUCCUCCCCAUCCUACCUGUCCUGGCUUGAGAGAAUAUCUUCAAGGAUCAAAAGAGACUUGGCUCUUAAGGAUCAAAGGUGCACCAAUGUGAAUUUCCAUUAUUUUCAAUGGAAGUCCUCUGCUGAUUUCUAGAAGCUAUGAAACCACGUUAGGGCACUGCUUUCUUGGGAGGCAGUGGGAGAGCAGCCUCAUCUCACACAUAGCACAGGGGUGGACCGCCUAGAGCUCCAGGGAUGCUGACUUGUGGCUCUUCCCCUCCCAGCCUGCUUAGAGGCUUCGGCUGCUUAGUGCUUUGUUGAUAUGAGGUGACUGUCACAGGCCAGCGUGGCCCUGGGAUCUCUGCUCCAACAGCUGUGUCUCACACAAUGCCUCCCCAACCACUGCCCUCACCACAACCAAGAUUCCUGAGGUAGAGGCACCACAUCCCCUGACUAUAAGGAGUGAUCUCUGGACCACCUUGAUUAAACCCUGAUUUUCAAAAUUAAUGUCAAGUUAUUAAAGGUUGGUGACAAUGUUGAUGGCCACAGUUUGAUA